AUGAAUAUGUUGGAUGAUGAAGAUGACCAAAGCUUUCACGCUACGCGUGACGGCUACUCCCAUUUGAGCGAUGUCGAAUGGGAUGCGGUUGAACGAAUGGGUUCGACCAUGGGCAUCCAUGCUGUUAGCGUCAUGCUAGAGGCUCUCAAUAGAGAUGCCCAACAUGCUACUAUCGCCAAGUUCAUUCAAAAUGAACUUGACGCAGAACGCGAGAAAGUAGCCUUGCUUCACCAACAAGGUUCUCAACAAGCAGAGUUGUUGAGAGAACAAGGUGCUCAACAGUUUGAACUGUUGAGACAGCAGCAGGCUGCUGCUGGCGGGUCGAUGCACUCGCGUCGGCCCGAGACUUUGAAGAUUGACAUCUCAAAGUAUAGAGGGGUCGAAGAAGACUCCCUCUUGAGAUGGUUCGUCGAAUUGGAUGACGCCAUAAGGGCGCGUCGCAUCGACGACGGGGAUAUGCAAGUUGCAUUUGCCCAAUCAAAUCUGGCAGGACGUGCCAAGACUUGGGCUUUGGGGAUCAAGUUGCACGACUCAUAUGUGUUUGGGUCGUUGGAAGUCUUCAAGUCGCGGCUCAGACAAACGUUUGAACCGCCUAGAGCUGAGUUCAGAGCUCGAACCGAACUCUUGAAGCUCAGGCAGGGUAAGCGUGAUGUGCACGCUUACGCUCAACAUAUACGACAUCUCACGAGUUGUAUAAGUUCCAAUCCGGUGGAUGAACACACGUUGGUUUCGGUGUUCAUGCAGGGUCUUGCGGAUGGUCCCGUCAAGACUCACCUGUAUCGACUUGAACUAGAUUCACUAGAACAAGCCAUUUCCAUUGCGGAGCAGGAAGACUUCAGUCUGAGACAGGCUCGCGCCAGCUCGACAUCAUAUCGUCAACCGAGACGAUAUGACAACGGAGGUCCAGAGCCGAUGGAACUCUGUUAUGUAGAGAGCGAGAAGGCUCGCUCUACAGGCUACAAGAAGUUGCAGAAAUGCAACAGAUGUCAAAAGACAGGACACUACGCUUACGAGUGUAGUGCCCCUCGUCCAGUGUCUCGCGACACUGGGCGUAGUGACCGUCCACCCAUGAGAAAGGGGCAGGGACGAGGGUCCGCAGUUGGUGCAAAGACGCAACAACGGGAUGGACCGUCAAAAAACGGACAGGAUCAGUAG
This is a messenger RNA of Peronospora matthiolae, 1155 nucleotides long. NCBI's taxonomy places the organism in Eukaryota, Oomycota, Peronosporomycetes, Peronosporales, Peronosporaceae. The record is from the annotation of a GenBank genome assembly.